AUGUGGAGUCCACUGUAAAGAGAAAAAGGUUAUAAAUUGGCAAGUUGUUGUCUGACCAAGUUCAAAUCCUUCUCCAAGUUCCUCCAGCAGUGUUUUGUGUUUGUGUGUCAAGGGAAAAUCUCUACGUGGGUGGAAAAUGCAGAAAGUACCCAGCAUCGUGUUGAACAAUGGCAAGAAAAUUCCGCAGCUUGGACUCGGAACUUGGGGCUCUCCACCAGGAGAAGUUACGCGCGCCGUAAAGGAAGCAAUUGAUCUGGGCUACCGUCAUAUUGAUUGUGCCUUCGUCUAUGGGAAUGAGCAGGAAGUCGGUGAGGGUUUAGCAGCCAAGAUUGCCGAUGGAACGGUGAAGCGUGACGACGUUUUUGUCACGAGUAAGCUGUGGAAUACCUUCCAUAGCCGCCAUCUUGUUCGUCCAGCUCUUGAGGCGUCUCUGAAGAAUUUGGGACUGGAGCAGUUGGACCUCUAUCUCAUCCACUGGCCUAUGGGCUAUCAAGAAGGUGGAGAUAUUUUCCCCAAGGAUGCCGAUGAGAAGACUCUCUUCUCUGACGUUGAUUACAUUGAGACAUGGAAGGGCAUGGAGGAUUGCUUGAAGGCUGGACUCACGCGUAGCAUUGGGUUGUCCAACUUCAACAUUCGUCAGGUUGAACGUGUACUUGCUAGUGCAACGGUGAAGCCAGUGAUGAAUCAGAUUGAGUACCAUCCGUACCUCCAUGACAAGGAACUCAGUCAAUUCUGCCGCUCAAAGGGCAUUGAGAUCACCGGGUACAGCCCUCUUGGUUCUCCGGCUCGUCCGUGGGUCAAGUCGGACGAUCCGGUUCUCCUUGAGGAACCCAAAGUCAUCGAAGUGGCUAAACGCAGCGGCAAGACCGUGGCGCAGGUCCUCAUUCGCUGGCAGCUGCAACUUGGUCACAUCACCAUUCCCAAAUCCACGAAUACGAAGCGUAUUCAGGAGAAUUUCGAUGUGUUCGACUUUGAGCUGUCGCAGCAGGACAUGGAUGACCUUUCAAGCCUCCACAGGAAUGAGCGCUUCGUCCCGAUGACCAUGUGUGCUGGUCAUAAAUACCACAGCUUCGAGAAUAACGAAUUUAAGGAUUAAAUAGCAUGCAGCUUAAGAGAAAACGUUCAUUGGCACAACAAGAUGAGGAAUUUCAACACAAUUUGUAUUAAUUUGAUAUUUUCUUUUGCAAUAAAGUCGAAUUGUAACGGAUAAAA
Messenger RNA from Lutzomyia longipalpis, 1212 nucleotides. RefSeq names its product aldo-keto reductase family 1 member B1-like. The record is from RefSeq and is a predicted model, not a curated record. The coding region runs from base 137 to 1096 and encodes 319 amino acids. The transcript is spliced from 4 exons. Gene Ontology annotation, cellular component: cytosol. Gene Ontology annotation, molecular function: aldose reductase (NADPH) activity. NCBI's taxonomy places the organism in Eukaryota, Metazoa, Arthropoda, Insecta, Diptera, Psychodidae.